Budorcas taxicolor (takin) is the source of this 2041-nucleotide messenger RNA. RefSeq names its product interferon regulatory factor 1 (gene IRF1). Gene Ontology annotation, molecular function: RNA polymerase II cis-regulatory region sequence-specific DNA binding; DNA-binding transcription factor activity, RNA polymerase II-specific. The record is from RefSeq and is a predicted model, not a curated record. Gene Ontology annotation, biological process: immune system process; regulation of transcription by RNA polymerase II. The coding region runs from base 206 to 1174 and encodes 322 amino acids. The transcript has 10 exons. Gene Ontology annotation, cellular component: nucleus. Lineage: Eukaryota; Metazoa; Chordata; Mammalia; Artiodactyla; Bovidae.
GCAGGACGUGCGCCCAAGUCUGGCUAAGCAGAGGCCAGCGAGAGCCGUGCCAAGUCAAGGCCAGCCGUGCCCAGCGGCUCCGCGACCCGGGCAUCCUCUGCCUUCUCCCCGUUCCCACUGGAAUCGCGCUCCUAGCGCCGGCCAAAGCAGUCCUCGCCGGGACCCUCGGUUGCUGCCGUCGGGGAGCGCCUGCCGUCGAGCCAACAUGCCUAUCACUCGGAUGCGCAUGAGACCCUGGCUAGAGAUGCAGAUUAAUUCCAACCAAAUCCCAGGGCUGAUCUGGAUUAACAAAGAGGAGAUGAUCUUCCAGAUCCCAUGGAAGCACGCUGCGAAACAUGGCUGGGACAUCAACAAGGAUGCCUGUCUGUUUCGGAGCUGGGCCAUUCACACAGGCCGAUACAAAGCAGGGGAAAAGGAGCCGGAUCCCAAGACCUGGAAGGCAAACUUUCGCUGCGCCAUGAACUCGCUGCCAGAUAUUGAAGAGGUGAAGGACCAGAGCAGGAACAAGGGCAGUUCAGCUGUGCGGGUGUACCGGAUGCUCCCACCCCUCACCAAGAGCCAGAGGAAAGAGAGAAAGUCCAAGUCCAGCCGAGAUGCUAGGAGCAAGGCCAAGAAGAAGCCGUAUGGGGAAUACAGCCCCGAUACCUUCUCUGAUGGACUCAGUAGCUCCACCCUGCCUGAUGACCACAGCAACUACACAGUUCGCAGCUACAUAGGGCAGGACCUGGACAUCGAACGGACUCUCACUCCAGCGCUGUCACCGUGUGGCGUCAGCAGCACUCUCCCUAACUGGCCCAUUCCAGUGGAAAUUGUGCCAGACAGUACCAGCGACCUGUACAACUUUCAGGUGUCCCCCAUGCCCUCCACCUCUGAAGCUGCAACAGAUGAGGACGAGGAAGGGAAAUUAACUGAGGACAUCAUGAAGCUCUUGGAGCAAACAGGGUGGCAGCAGACAAGCGUGGAUGGGAAGGGGUACCUGCUUAAUGAACCCGGGGCCCAGCCCACCUCUGUCUAUGGAGAGUUCAGUUGCAAGGAGGAGCCAGAAGUUGACAGCCCUGGGGGGUAUAUUGGCCUGGUAUCUUCAGAGAUGAAGAACAUGGAUCCCAGCUGGUUGGACAGCCUGCUCACCCCAGUCAGGCUGCCCUCCAUCCAGGCCAUUCCUUGUGCACCAUAGAUGGGCCCCUGACCCCCUUUGACUCCUUUAGGCGACAGGGCCUGGCAUCAUGGUGGCCGUGGUGCAAAGAAGCAGGAAUCCUGUGGCCCCUUCAUAUGAUGAAGUAUGACCCCACUGCUGACCAAGGAUGGGUCUUUCCGCCUCGGGACAGUGGCCUCUUGCAGUCCAGCAGGGCAGGGUCUGGAGUCAUCUUGUGGGGUAAAGCUGGCCCUGCCUCCUGGGAAGAUGGGGUUCUGAGACUGGUGUGUCAGGUGGCAGUCUCAGACAGGAGUCAGCCUCCAGCUUUCCCCUCUGAGUCCCACUGCCUGCAGAGGGUUUUACUAUUCCUGAGCUGGCCCGAGAGAACGGACCAGUGACCUCAGAAAACAUGGCACCAACUCCAGGGCUGGCUCUGCACUAAGAGACAAUUGCACUAAGUGAAUCCUGUUCCCAAAGUAACCACUUCCCUUCCUAGCUGAGCCCUGAGGACUGUUCCAACACCAGUGAAAUGUGAAGGAAGAAUGGGGUCCCUGUGGGACAGUGCCCCCUCUGCCUCAGAGGAGCUCUACCCUGCUCCCUGCCUAGGCUGAAGGGCUUGUGAAAAAACCUGGCACUUUUUCUAGUGGACCUUGCCACGUUUCUGAUCAGAGGUGUACACUAACGUUUUCCCAAGCUCUUGGCCUUUGCAUUUAUUUAUACUGUGCCUUGCCCUGCACCCACGUGCCCCCUCAGGCAGGCCCCGGCAGCCCCCAGCAGGCCCAGGGAGGCAAGUGUGAGCGCCUUGGUGUGAUUUAAAAUUGGAAAUAUCAUCUGACCACUAAGUCAUGUGUGACCACACAUGUACAUGUAUGUAAAUAUGUACAUUUGUCUUUUUAUAAAAAUUGUAUU